AUGGGCCUGAGGGACCAUCUGGAGGAUGGAACAGGCCACAUCCUCAGCCUGGGGCUGGAUCUGGAUUACCUUCAUGUAGAAGGUGCUGAGCGGCAGGCAGGUCUGAGCACUGCGGUCGUUGCUGGGAAUGUAGUAGCCUUACAGGUCGGAGCUGCUGCUUCCUUGAGCAACAGCACCAACAGUAUUGGUAGCAGCAGCACUAGUUUUAGUACUCAUUCAAGCUAUAGCAUCAGUAGUAGUUGCAGUAACCUCUCUGAGGAGUGUCCAGUCUCCGACAGCGAAGAUGAACGCCUCCAGAAUAGCUCCAGUUCUCAAAACUCUCACCAAGAUCAGUCUUCAUUCUGUCAGCCAUUCAAGCAGGACCUGGCACCAAACCGAUCCCCUAGAGACCCCCUACAGCCAGAAGCAUCACCUCCCUCUGACCGGGUCACAGACUGCCGCACCAAGGUAGACUUUGCUCUUAAACUAGGCUACUCUGAGGAGCUGGUGCUGCUGGUGCUGAAGAAACUGGGCCCUGAAGCACUCAUCAACGACAUCCUCGGAGAACUGGUCAAAUUGGGAACCAAGACAGAAAUGGAGCAGCAAAGAGGAGGAGGUGGCGGAGGCUCGACCAUCUCCCAAUUUCCCUCUUCCACUUCGUCUUCCUCUUUGGCCUGCUCCUCCUCCUUCUCCUCCUCCACAUCCUCCCUGGACUCCUGCCGACUGCUGUGCCCAUCCCAACUGCUAGAGGACAAAGAAAACCUUCGGCCUGUUGUGGUGGAUGGGAGCAAUGUAGCAAUGAGUCAUGGCAAUAAAGAGGUGUUCUCCUGCCAAGGCAUCCAGCUGGCUGUUGAUUGGUUCUUGGAACGAGGUCACCGUGACAUCACAGUUUUUGUCCCUGCCUGGAGAAAGGAGCAGUCGCGACCUGAUGCUCUCAUCACAGACCAGGAGAUCUUGCGACGGCUAGAAAAGGAGAAGAUCCUGGUCUUUACUCCAUCUCGCCGUGUGCAGGGACGCCGUGUGGUUUGCUAUGACGACCGCUUCAUUGUCAAACUGGCCUACGAGUCAGAUGGCAUCAUUGUCUCCAAUGACAACUACCGUGAUCUAGCCAAUGAGAAGCCAGAGUGGAAGAAAUUCAUAGAUGAGCGUCUGCUGAUGUACUCCUUUGUAAAUGACAAGUUCAUGCCACCAGAUGACCCACUUGGACGCCACGGACCCAGUCUGGAGAACUUCUUGAGGAAGAAGCCUAUUAUUCCUGAACACAGGAAGCAGCCAUGUCCUUAUGGGAAAAAGUGCACAUAUGGCCACAAGUGCAAGUUUUACCACCCUGAAAGGGGCAGCCAGCCCCAACGUUCUGUGGCUGAUGAGCUCCGCGCCAGUGCCAAAAUUUCAUCAGUAGCUUCCAAAGGCCUGCUGGAAGAUGCCCUGAUGGUGAAGAGCCAAAGUUCUGGCCGACCAGAAGGUACGGCUGAGGCCGAGCCCAGUCGGGGAACUCCAAAGAAACAGCCAAACCCCAGCCAUCGGAGCUUCUUCUCUGACCUCCUAGAGGACAGGCUUCGGGUCCAGUCCAAAGUGGAAGCACGUAGGGGAAGCAACAGCAGCAGCAGCAGUAGCUGUAGCAGCAGCUUCUUAGGGCAUCCAGCUCCAGGAGGUCCUCCUUCAUCUGGAGGCCUGGAACAAUGGGAUCAACCUGGAGGAAGUCGUAGAGGCAGCUCCAGGGUUUCAGGAGCCUCAGGACCAAGCCAGGCUGAGACUUACCAUAGAUGUGAGUCUCCAGAGCUGGGCUACAGCUCAUUAGUAAAGGGCUACUCCAGUUUCAGUCUGGUGGUGCCACAGAGUCCAGAGUGCUUCUUCCCAGCAGAUCUGCGAGAUAGAUCUCUGCUGUCAGACUGCAGCAGUGAAGGCAGUGUCAGCUCUGAUUCAUUCUCUCCUGAUCCCGUGUUAGAUGACGGCCCAAAUUGCCACCAUCACCACCACCACCACCACCAUCCUCACUCCCACCAUCACUGCUCUGGUCAGUAUAACCAACCUGUGAGCCGUGUUCCUCCUGGACUGGGCCAGCAGCACGCGCCUUAUGGAUAUCCCCAUCCUGAAGCACAUCUGAGAAAACAUGGUUUUGGCUUGGAGGACCCUCCGUCUUCUCUUACUUCACAUGCAUCUCCACGUCCUUUCAAGGCCUCAUCAGCAUACCUCCCACCACAUAUUCAGCAUCCAUCACUGAACAGUUUCCCAGGGGAAUUUCAGGCUCUUCCAGUACAUCCAACCCAAACAUCCCCUGGUCACUCCCACUCUCAGAGCUCGUCCCUGGGCCACAGUUUGAUGAGCUCCCUUUGGCAGGAAGGUGGGCUGCAGGACUCCCGAGUGUACGAAGGGUCCCCACUUCGUUCCAGAAGGAGCUACCCUGGGCCAAACCAACAACCACAGCAUCAGGUAAAUUGGGACCUGCACUACCAGCAGCCCUCCAAACCUUGCUAUGAUCCGUUUGCCUUCCAGAGCCUCCCUGAUGUCCAUGAGAAGACUUGGCACUCUCCUUGGGGCAGGCAGGUUCAUUCAUCACCCCGAAACCAUGCUGCAUCAAAUCUUCCACCACCUCCGCAGUUAUCCCAUUCGUCUGUAGCCACCCACAAAAGGCACCCACCCUCAGCGCCUCAGCACCAGGAGCCGCCUACCUUGGGUCGAUACCAGGACCUGAGGGAAAGGGUAUUUGUUAGCUUGUGCGGCAUCUUCCCUCCAGACUUGGUGAGGGUGGUGAUGACCAGGAACCCUCAUGUGAUGGAUGCUCAGAAGCUUGCAGCUGCCAUUUUGAUGGAGAAAUCACAACAUGGUUCUUGAA
Messenger RNA from Scomber japonicus (chub mackerel), 2812 nucleotides. Its product is annotated as probable ribonuclease ZC3H12C. Bases 1 to 2811 code for a protein of 936 amino acids. The record is from RefSeq and is a predicted model, not a curated record. NCBI's taxonomy places the organism in Eukaryota, Metazoa, Chordata, Actinopteri, Scombriformes, Scombridae. The transcript has 5 exons. Gene Ontology annotation, molecular function: RNA endonuclease activity; mRNA binding; metal ion binding. Gene Ontology annotation, cellular component: cytoplasmic ribonucleoprotein granule; nucleus.